CCCACGCUUCCCGCAAAAACAAUUUAAUUUAUUUUUACCAAAAAAAAAAAGGAAAAAGAAAAAGAAGAAGAAGAAGAAUAUCCUAAAAUUUUAGAUUCUUUUUUUUUUUUCAAUUUUACAUUUUCCAGUGUGGCCUGCGAUCGUUACACUCUCCGCUUCGCUACUGUAUAUACCCACCAAAGCAAAACCAACAAACAACCACACCACACCAAACCAACCUCGCUUCCUCGACGGACACGCCGAGGAACUCUCUCUCUCUCUCUCUCUCUCUCUCUCUAAAACCCUCUUUCUCUCUCUUCCUCGUUCCAGAUCUCAGCCUCUGGACGAAGACGAAAGAUGCAGAGCACAGCUUUUUCUCUCUCUGCUUCUCUCUCUCUCCCCAAGCUUCGGAGACCUUCUAGCCCUACGUUAGGCCGUACUAGAUUAGAUCCUGUUUGCGUAUCUUCUUCCAAGAUUCAUGAUCUUGGAAACUCUUCCAAUGUCACUGCCGUCUCUGCUUCUUCUUUGCCUCGUCGAUCCUGGUCUCUCGUUUCGUCGUCUUCUUCUUCGUCUUUCAAGUUCAGGACGUGGAGUUCCGUACCGGAGAGCCUGAAUGCCGAUUCCCAUGCGAAUCGUUUUCAGCUUAGGGCUACUUCGGUCCCUGAGAGUGCCGGCGAAAGCGCCGCCGACUCCAAUAGCCUUUUCAAGACGCUGGAGCUCGGCGCCUUGUUUGGCCUCUGGUACCUCUUCAACAUCUACUUCAAUAUCUACAACAAGCAGGUCUUGAAGGUGUUCCCAUACCCAGUGACUAUUACUGCGUCUCAAUUUGCUGUUGGAACCGUGCUUGUCUUAGCCAUGUGGGGUUUCAAUCUCUAUAAGAAGCCGAAAGUUAGUGGUUCACAGCUUGCAGCAGUAGCGCCGCUGGCUCUUAUUCACACAUUAGGGAACCUUUUCACGAAUAUGAGUCUUGGAAAAGUGGCUGUCUCCUUCACUCACACAAUUAAAGCUAUGGAACCUUUCUUUUCGGUUAUCCUCUCUGCUAUGUUUCUUGGGGAGUUGCCUACUGCUUGGGUGGUUGCUUCCUUGGUACCAAUUGUUGGCGGUGUAGCACUGGCGUCAGUCACUGAGGCCUCUUUCAAUUGGGCCGGAUUUUGGACAGCAAUGGCAUCCAAUUUGGCGAACCAAUCUCGCAAUGUCCUUAGCAAAAAAGUUAUGGUUAAGAAAGAGGAAUCUAUGGACAAUAUUACUCUCUUCUCAAUAAUAACUGUCAUGUCCUUUAUCUUGUUAGCCCCUGUGGCUAUAUUCAUGGAAGGCGUUAAAUUUACACCUGCAUAUCUGCAAUCUGCUGGAUUAAAUGUUAAACAAGUUUACAUCAGGGCUCUUCUUGCUGCUUUCUGCUUCCAUGCUUAUCAGCAGGUUUCUUAUAUGAUAUUGCAGAGGGUAUCACCUGUAACCCACUCUGUGGGCAAUUGUGUGAAGCGAGUGGUGGUCAUUGUGAGCUCUGUUCUAUUUUUCAAAACACCCGUCUCGCCUAUCAACUCCCUAGGAACUGGGGUGGCACUUGCCGGAGUGUUCUUGUAUUCGAGGGUGAAGCGUAUUAAGCCAAAGCCAAAGGCUGCUUGAAAUGUUAUGGAGAAUUUUUGCUCGCUAAUUGAAGUUGUUAGAUGCAUAGAUCGAUAUUGUUUGUUGCAUUCAAGAAAUUGUUUGUAGGUCAAAGGGAACUAAUGCUCUGUUUUUUUUUUUUUUUUUUUUUUUUUCCCUUCUUAUUUUACUUUUUUGUUCCUUUUGCAUUCGGGGGAUAAAAUUUAUUGCUUUGCGUAACUGUUGAGAACAAUUUUCAGGUAUACUUUUGAAUUUUCACGAAUUUUGAAUGUAUAAUGUAGUUUCUAUCUGUUAUAAAAGGAAAAACAAAAAAAGUGUAGUUUCUACA
Molecule: messenger RNA, 1909 nt
Organism: Ziziphus jujuba (common jujube)
Lineage: Eukaryota; Viridiplantae; Streptophyta; Magnoliopsida; Rosales; Rhamnaceae
Product: phosphoenolpyruvate/phosphate translocator 1, chloroplastic
Exons: 9
Coding region: 337-1602 (421 amino acids)
Biological process (GO): transmembrane transport
Cellular component (GO): Golgi apparatus; membrane
Molecular function (GO): antiporter activity
Source: RefSeq, a predicted model, not a curated record